Molecule: messenger RNA, 448 nt
Organism: Amborella trichopoda
Lineage: Eukaryota; Viridiplantae; Streptophyta; Magnoliopsida; Amborellales; Amborellaceae
Product: lectin-like
Molecular function (GO): carbohydrate binding
Source: RefSeq, a predicted model, not a curated record
AAUAUUUCAGAAAAAUGAGACGCGGGUGCUUGGUUCCCAUUGUUCCCCCUAUUUCGAGAAAGGAAGAGAGCAGCAAGAAGCAGCCGCAUAAGUAUGAGGCCAUCUUGGCCGAGGCAGACUCCCAUGUACACCACGAGACCAUUGAUGAGCUUUGGACACUCCUCUACUCUGGUGUUUUCUUGAGCAGUCGUAAGAAGAGAUAUUGGGUGGAUGAGGAAUCCAGAGGAAAUUGCUUCAUUUUGCAUGCUAGGGAUUUAAAGAUAGUAUGGGGUGAAGAUGACCGUUAUUGGCGUUGGAUACCUUUGCCAGAAUCAGGCCAUCCAGAGAUCGAAAUAGCCGAGCUUCUUAAUGUGUGCUGGGUUGAGGUGAGGGAAAGAUAGAUGCAUCAUGGCUCUCUCCAGGCGUAGACUACAUUGUUGUGAUGCUCUCACGGGUGGGAAGCACAAGA